Messenger RNA from Sander lucioperca (pikeperch), 1571 nucleotides. RefSeq names its product ADP-ribosyl cyclase/cyclic ADP-ribose hydrolase 1-like. Gene Ontology annotation, cellular component: plasma membrane. NCBI's taxonomy places the organism in Eukaryota, Metazoa, Chordata, Actinopteri, Perciformes, Percidae. The record is from RefSeq and is a predicted model, not a curated record. Gene Ontology annotation, molecular function: NAD+ nucleosidase activity; phosphorus-oxygen lyase activity. Bases 570 to 1475 code for a protein of 301 amino acids. The transcript is spliced from 10 exons. Gene Ontology annotation, biological process: positive regulation of B cell proliferation.
GCAUUACCUGUAUGAACUAACAAUCUCAUGUUCUCAUUGUAUUUUCUUCUGAAACCUAAACCUAAGUACUACUUCACAAAAUACCAUUUACUGUCUUCAACCUAAUACUGUGGGCUCAUUUUGAAGCAUACUCUACAAAUUGCCCUGCUGAAAUUCAUAAUUCAGUGUGUCCAGUAACGCAAAUAACAACGCAUUUUUCCUCCUCCAACCCAUCACACCAUGACCCAAAGAACAGGGAACACUCUGUGUGGGGAGAUUCUUAUUGGUACCAUAAUGGAAGUCAUGUGGAUUUACUCUUUGUGACAGGAGGCUGGGGGAAAAAAACAGUGCAUCUGUCCCUAAAUCACUUAUCUGUGGGCUGACUAGGAGCUGUGUGUGUCCAGCUAUAAAGACAAGUCUCUUGGGCAUGUCCGCCAUUAGCCCUGAGUGGAGGGUACACAUCACAUUACACCACAGCUGGACUCAAUUUGUGCCGAAUUCUUACCUGAGCAAAGCUUUUAACAUCACAACAACGAAGCCAUUUGUUGCAAUUUAACCUCCUACAUGGAAAAAGUGAGGCGGAUUAAGGCAUGCAUAAACACGAGGCUGGGGCGCUCCAGGGUAUCUCCCCUAAAACAUCUGUGCCCUCUGUAAUGAUCAGCGUGACAGUAUGGUUUCUUAUGUUCCUGCUCUGCCCUGGUCAACUGAGAGCACAGCUGGGGACUACAGCCAACAUUAAACACAUUGUGGUUGGAAGGUGUUACAAUUACAUCACACUAGUUAACCCCAGCUUGAGGUUGGACUGUGAGGAGAUCUGGAGACAGUUUGAAGAGGCGGUUGUCCGUCAGUCCUCUUGUAAUGUGACGGUGGAGCAUUAUCGUCACAUGUUUUACGCCAUGCCACAGACCUGGCCCUGUGAUAGGUUCCUCUUCUGGAGUAAAACCAGGAUUCUGAUGCACAGCUAUGCAGCUGUUGUACGUCACUUCUGGACCCUGGAGGACACGCUGGCUGGCUACAUGUUCAACGACCUCAUCUGGUGUGGACAAGAGGAAGACUCCGGUUUUGAUUUCAGCUCUUGUCCAGAGUGGUCGGCAUGUAGAAAUCAUCCGGUGUAUUCCUUGUGGAGGCAAGCCUCGCAGAAUUUUGCAGAAAUGGCAUGUGGCAACAUCACGGUCUUACUGAAUGGGUCUAUUGUCAAUGCCUUCAGUAGGAAAAGCAUGUUUGGAAGUGUUGAACUGGACAGCCUGAAACCACACAGGGUGAAUUAUGUCAACAUAAAGGUGGUGACCAAUCUAGAGGGACCGUUUAUAGAAACAUGUAGUGAAGGAUCCAUUGUGGACCUGAUCCAGGUCCUCCAGUCCAGAGGUUUCCGCUGGACUUGCACAGACAAGGACCAGACCCUGAUGAUCCUUCAGUGUAUCCAGAACCCCCAACAGUCCUCCUGCCAAACAUGUGCAAACAGCCUCUCACACAGAAAGAGCCUCACAUUUCAGUGAAUAGCAUGUAUUCUGAUAUUGAUAUUUGAAGGUGGCUACAAUUAAACUGGCUGCUCAAAAGAUUUCCUGAAUUAAAGUGUUUUUCUUUAUACCACA